Molecule: messenger RNA, 2421 nt
Organism: Dunckerocampus dactyliophorus (ringed pipefish)
Lineage: Eukaryota; Metazoa; Chordata; Actinopteri; Syngnathiformes; Syngnathidae
Gene: mdh2
Product: malate dehydrogenase 2, NAD (mitochondrial)
Exons: 1
Coding region: 124-1137 (337 amino acids)
Biological process (GO): malate metabolic process; tricarboxylic acid cycle
Cellular component (GO): mitochondrion; cytoplasm
Molecular function (GO): L-malate dehydrogenase (NAD+) activity
Source: RefSeq, a predicted model, not a curated record
GACGUAACCAGCUCACGUGUCUUCCUGUUCGGUCGUAGCUAGAGGACGUUGGUGUCACAACGGAGAGGGGCUCCUUGUAUUUAUUUUCUUGUUACCUAAAAAAGAAAACAAAACUAACACAAAAUGUUUUCCCGUGCUGUCAGACCUACCGUCAGCCUUGCCAGGAGUUUGUCCACCUCGUCGCAAAACAACGCUAAGGUGGCAGUGCUAGGAGCGUCGGGCGGUAUAGGCCAGCCGCUGUCUCUGCUGCUCAAGAACAGCCCUCUGGUGAGCCACCUCUCCUUAUAUGAUAUCGCACACACCCCUGGGGUGGCUGCAGACCUUAGCCACAUCGAGACAAGGGCCCAAGUCACCGGCCACAUGGGUCCCGAUCAACUAGGUGCUGCCCUCCAGGGCUGUGAUGUCGUCGUCAUUCCCGCCGGUGUGCCCAGAAAGCCCGGGAUGACCCGUGACGACCUCUUUAACACCAACGCUACCAUCGUAGCCACCUUGGCCGAUGCCUGCGCCCGCCACUGCCCUGAAGCCAUGAUCUGUAUCAUCGCCAACCCUGUCAACUCCACCAUCCCUAUUACAUCAGAGGUCAUGAAGAAGCAUGGCGUGUACAACCCCAACAGAGUUUUCGGUGUCACCACCUUGGACAUUGUCAGAGCCAAUGCUUUUGUGGCUGAGCUGAAAGGCCUUGACCCAGCCCGUGUCAGUGUGCCUGUCAUUGGGGGUCAUGCAGGAAAGACCAUCAUCCCCCUCAUUUCUCAGUGCACACCCAAAGUGGAGUUCCCUCCCGACCAGUUGUCCGCCCUCACCGGCAGGAUCCAGGAAGCAGGCACAGAGGUCGUAAAGGCCAAGGCCGGAGCCGGUUCUGCUACCCUCUCCAUGGCAUAUGCCGGCGCCCGCUUCACCUUCUCCGUCCUGGACGCCAUGAAUGGAAAGGAGGGCGUGGUGGAAUGCGCCUUUGUCAGGUCUGAGGAGACUGAGUGCAAGUACUUCUCCACACCUCUCCUCCUGGGCAAGAAUGGCAUUGAGAAGAACCUUGGUCUCGGCAAGCUGUCUGCUUUCGAGGAGAAGCUGGUGGCCGACGCCAUAGAUGAGCUGAAGGGCUCCAUCAAGAAAGGCGAGGAUUUUGUGGCUAAGAUGAAGUGAACAGGGGACAUUAGAAUGUAGCUGGAACCUGCAGCUGUCAUUGAUGUGUUUUGUCUUACAUUAAAAAGCACUUUGGCAAAUCUCUAGAUCUGUCAGUGCUUCCUCUGCUGGUUUUGUUUUUUUUUAGCUGUGUGGUAAAUAAUGUCGAUACAAAAGUGCAGAUUUUGACCUUUGUGCUCGCCCCAUCUCUAAGUAUGAUCUAUCCUAUCUCUUCCCAUGUGGCGUUAUCUCACCCAGCUACAAUUUUUAGGACUUAUCUUGCAAAUAUCAAAUUCAUAUAUUUUCAUAUUCUCUGUACAACCAAGAGGGAAUUUUGUCAUCAUGCUUAUUUGUGCACAUAAAACAAUGGCGGCCAUCAAUAAACAGCUUAAUGUUAAAAAAAAAAAUCACCUUAGACUUGGUGUUAUUUUUUUCUUUCAGUACACACUGACUGAAUAUAUUCAGUAUGCACAAUCUAAUGCGCUUCAAUACAUCAGAUGCAUUGCUGUGGAACGUACAUGGUCAAAUUUGGGUUUACAAAAAGGUAUUGAAAUGAUGGUGUGAAAAUUAAGUGAUUUAUUUAAAAGUCCCAUUUAAAAAAAAAAAAAAAAAGUACUUAAAAAUUGUAUUGUCAGAAUUCACAAAUGUGUUUAAAAAGACUCAUAAUCUCUAGCUUAUGCUUGACAUUGGUAGGAUCCUUUAAGAAUAGUGCAAAGUAAUGCAUUUCCUAAACAAAGAACGAUUACAGUAUAAAUAUUAAUAUCCAACAAUUAAAAAUGGCAAAUCUUUUCCAUUAAUAUUUUUAACAAUUUAUUGAACUCUUGGUCAUAUCCAACUCAAAAGAUUCCCCAAAAUAGCCAGCAUAUGAAUAAUCUUUCCUUUAAUAUUGUAAAUAAGAUAAAGUGAGACUAGUUUUUGACCACUUAAUUUUAGUCUGGGAUAUUUAGCAUUGCUUAUUAAUACAAACUCAAAGUAUACUACAAAGACAAAAUACCGGUAAUCCAAACACACUGCUUUAACAAUUGGGAGUUUAACUACGUCUCUGUUUUCCCCAUGAAUAUAAAUUCAUCUUACCAGACCUUUUGGUCAUUUGUAUACAUCCAACUUUGUGGAAGUGAGGGGAAAGAGGGAAAGCAAAGAUAUUUUAUUUCAAAUUGAUUGAAUUGAGAUUGAAUUUAACUAGUAAACCUGGCUGCACAACACGAACAUCACUCUCAUGCUCAAGUAAGAGACACUCUAUCCAUUUACCUGUUUCAUUAGUGCAUUGUACCACGCUAACAACCAAAUAUUUCAUAUUAAUAGUGU